Messenger RNA from Camelina sativa (false flax), 2018 nucleotides. RefSeq lists its product as uncharacterized. Gene Ontology annotation, biological process: protein phosphorylation. Lineage: Eukaryota; Viridiplantae; Streptophyta; Magnoliopsida; Brassicales; Brassicaceae. Gene Ontology annotation, molecular function: protein serine/threonine kinase activity; ATP binding. The record is from RefSeq and is a predicted model, not a curated record.
UUGUAAAUUUGCCAUUUGAUCGAUGGAGAAGAAGAGACUCGUUUUCGUUCUCGCAAUCAUAUUAUUCUCACAAUUGACCGAGAGAGGACGAGAGAUUUAGAGAGAGAGAGCCCCAAAAAAAAAAUGGAGAAUCAAGACGAGGAGGUGGUGGUGAAGGUGACGCCGGAGGCUGAGGAGAAUUUUGAGGAAGAAGGGUUGGUUUCAGAUUCGACAUUGGAGAAAGUUGCUGCAGCCAAGAAGUAUAUUGAAGAUCAUUACAAUAAGCGCAUGAGACAUAUUCAACAACGUAGAGAAAGACGUUUGGUGCUAGAACAAAAGAUAGCAUCUUUAGAUGUAUCAGAAAAGGAACAGCUCGAGCUGCUGGAGGAUUUGCAGAGGAAAGAGACAGAGUAUACUAGAUUAAUGAGGAACAGGCUUUGCGUUGAUGAUUUCGAUCUUCUCAGUAUUAUUGGUAGAGGAGCUUUCGGUGAGGUAAGACUAUGCCGUGAGAAAAAGACAGGCAACAUUUAUGCCAUGAAGAAGCUGAAGAAGUCUGAAAUGCUUAGUAGAGGGCAAGUUGAACAUGUUAGAGCAGAAAGGAACUUGCUAGCAGAAGUUGCUAGUGACUGUAUUGUGAAGCUUUAUUAUUCGUUCCAAGAUCCAGAAUAUUUGUACCUUAUCAUGGAGUAUCUGUCUGGUGGUGACGUGAUGACUUUGCUUAUGAGGGAAGAGACUUUGACUGAAACCGUGGCUCGCUUUUACAUUGCCCAAAGUGUUUUGGCUAUUGAGUCGAUACAUAAGCAUAAUUAUGUUCACAGGGAUAUAAAACCAGACAAUCUUCUCCUGGACAAGUAUGGUCAUAUGAAGCUAUCAGAUUUUGGUCUUUGUAAGCCUCUCGAUUGUAGAAAUAUUUCGGCUAUGAACGUAAAUGAACCUUUGAAUGAUGAGAAUAUAAAUGAAUCAAUCGAUGGUGAUGAGAACUGCCCAAUAGGACGUCGUGGAAGGCGUUGGAAGAGCCCUUUGGAACAGCUGCAGCAUUGGCAGAUUAAUCGUAGAAAAUUGGCAUAUUCUACGGUAGGUACGCCCGAUUAUAUUGCACCUGAAGUGUUGCUGAAGAAGGGAUACGGUGUAGAAUGUGACUGGUGGUCUUUGGGGGCCAUUAUGUAUGAGAUGCUCGUUGGUUAUCCACCAUUUUACUCAGAUGACUCCGUAACAACAUGUAGAAAGAUUGUGAGCUGGAGAAAUCAUUUAAUAUUCCCCGAGGAGGCAAGAUUGACACCUGAGGCAAGAGAUCUCAUUUGUAGGUUGCUUUGUGAUUCUGAGCAUAGGCUUGGUUCACAUGGAGCCGGAGCCGAGCAAAUUAAAGCUCAUCCUUGGUUCAAAGACGUCGAAUGGGACAAACUCUAUGAGAUGGAUGCAGCUUUUAAGCCAGUGGUCAAUGGAGAACUUGAUACCCAGAAUUUUAUGAAAUUCGAUGAGGUCGAUUGUCCAAAACCAGCAAGAACAGGAUCUGGACCGUCAUGGAAGGUGAGCAUAACCCCUCAAAAUAUCAAUUUCGUGGGCUAUACAUACAGAAACUUUGACGCCGUUCGUGGUUCUCGCCAUUCUUUAGAUAUCAAAGGAGGCAUUUCGCCACCACGCUCAUCAACUGAGUCUACCCGAAGUGACUCUGCAAUUGAUUAUGCAAAACUCUCAACCGGUGAUGAUGGUUCCCAACAAUGAUUUUCGAACUCCCGAGACACCAAAGCUGCUGAUUUCAAUCCAGACAUCGUUGUUUAUUCUACAAAGCAAAUCUUCUGUAACUAUUUUUCUUGAUUCAUUCAACAUUUUUUUCUUUCUUUUUUUUUUUUUUUUAUCAAUGUACAGUCAUAAUCGUGGUUGCAGAGAGAAGAGAAGAUGUCGAGAAAUCUCUCUGCCUUCUUUUUUCCGCAGCUGUUUCUUUUUUUCUUGUAUUUACUUUGCAUCUGCCCAGAGAAUCGGCGUUCAUGUAAUUUUAUUGUACCGCCAGUUCCCUAGUAGCAGUUUCCAACCGUUUCUUC